This is a messenger RNA of Fopius arisanus, 600 nucleotides long. RefSeq lists its product as uncharacterized. NCBI's taxonomy places the organism in Eukaryota, Metazoa, Arthropoda, Insecta, Hymenoptera, Braconidae. The record is from RefSeq and is a predicted model, not a curated record. The coding region runs from base 1 to 600 and encodes 199 amino acids. The transcript has a single exon. Gene Ontology annotation, molecular function: zinc ion binding; nucleic acid binding.
AUGGAACAGAUGAAAUAUAGAACUAUUUCAUCAUUUGAACAAUUGAAGGCUGAAUUAGAAUCACUCUUCGGAAAAACCAAGAGUCCCGUGGGACGUCAGGCCGAAUUCAGCAAAUUACAGCAAAGAGAAAAUGAAGAUGUCGCUAAAUACGUAGCACGCACAGAGGAAGUCACUGUUGACUUCUUGAAUGGGCUACUCAGUCUGCACAGUGAAUUCACUGAAGAGGAAAAAUUAGCCUCUAAAAAUCUCAUGAUGACUCUUGCUAAACUAAUGUUUGAACAAGGGUUACGAGGACAAUUGCAGAUUCUAAUGCGUGCUAAUAACUUCAAAACUCUUCAUGGUGCAUGUGCAGAGACUAUAGAAUUAGAGAAAACCAUUUCUCAUAAAGGCACUCAUAAGGGAAAAAUAGGAGGAAUUUCAAAUACACAAAGACACUCAACUGGAGGAAAUAGAAAUUCUAUGAGUAAACAGUCAAUCGGAACCUGCUUCAAUUGUGGACAAGGGGGCCACUUUGCAAAAGAUUGUCGCAGUUCACAGGCACCACGUAGGUCAUUACCAGUUGCCUCAGAACGACGCAACGUCAACGCUUCCGGAGUGUAA